UGCGAACAUUUGUCAGUCCGCUUUGAAAAUGGCUCAAUUUGAAGGAAGCUGGAUGCUGGUGGAGAGCCAGAAUUUCGGUGCGCUCUUGGAGCGUCUCGGUAGGUUCGCGACUAUUUGUGCCUGGUUUUACUGAUUGACACAGGAAUUUGGAGGACUGUUCGGAAAAUGUCGGCAGCCACAAAUCACUACAUGACGAUAAAAUUCAUCGCGCCCGAUCAGAUGACUGUGAUCAAUAAGUCCAGUCUCUGUGAAGUUAAGUACACCUUCAAAUUUGGCGAGGAGUUUGAAUAUGACGAUGCUACCGGGCGAAGAGUAACGGCGGUUUUUGAACUUGCCAGCCCAAACAAACUAAUUGAGAAACAACGACUCCCUCAUACUACACUGGAAAUCGUUCGGGAGGUGUUUGGGGAUACAAUAUUCAUGAUACCUAGUUGUAGCAUUGUACCUCUUCAAGAGGAAUUAACUUCUUUAGAAGCAGGUGGAGAUUUCGUCCUGCAUCAUCAGAUUACUUUAUUCCUUCUGGAUAUACAAUGGUCUAAUAUGUUCACCAUCGGUGUCCGGGAUGAUGUCAAUUCCGAUCGGCAAUCUUUGGAAUGA
Opisthorchis viverrini is the source of this 597-nucleotide messenger RNA. RefSeq lists its product as hypothetical. Bases 166 to 597 code for a protein of 143 amino acids. The transcript is spliced from 4 exons. Lineage: Eukaryota; Metazoa; Platyhelminthes; Trematoda; Opisthorchiida; Opisthorchiidae. The record is from RefSeq and is a predicted model, not a curated record.